AGAGCCGGCGCGCUGGUCCCCGCUCUCGCGAGCGCCCGCCGCCGCCGCCGUGUCCCGCGCACCUGCCCACCUGCCCAGGUGCCGCCGCGCCCCCGCGCGCCCGCCUGGGGGUCCUGCAGGCAACCCUGUCGUCAGGCGCGUUGCUGCAGGCCCUGCGGCUCCGAAGCAGCAGCGAAGACAUUUAUCAUCCGCUGAGUUGAGUGAGAACAACUUUUCCGUCUACCCGGAAGAAUCUUUUCCCACCUCUGAGGAAGAAGGAUGUCGUCGGAAGAGAGUUUCGCAGACAAGAUUUUCUGCUAUCUCAUCUCAUGUUUCAGGGCCAGAGUGAAAAGGUAUAUCCAGGUGGAACCAGUGCUGGACUACCUGACUUUUCUAUCUCCAGAGGUGAAAGAGCAUAUUCAGAGGACGGCCGCAACCAGUGGGGACAUUCAGGCAGCUGAUCUGCUUCUGAACACCUUGGAGAGGGGGAGCUGGCCGCUCGGCUGGGCUAGGAUGUUCGUAGAGGCCCUCCGGCAGGCAGGCAACCCUUUAGCCGCCCGCUAUGUGAACCCAGAGCUCACGGACUUGCCUUCUCCAUCGUCUGAGAACGCUCACGAUGAGUGUCUCCAACUGCUGAACCUGCUUCAGCCCACACUGGUGGACAAGCUUCUGGUUGCAGAUGUCUUGGAUAAAUGUGUGGAGGAGAACCUGUUGACUAUUGAAGACAGAAAUCGGGUUUCUGCUGCAGAAAAUAAUGGAAAUGAAGCAGGGGUAAGAGAGCUACUGAAAAGGAUUGUGCAGAAAGAAAACUGGUUUUCUACAUUUCUGACUAUUCUGAGGCAGACGGGAAAUGAUGAGCUUGCCCGGGAGUUAACAGGCACCGACUGCUAUGAAGGCAAUACAGACUCUGAGAAUUUAUCACAAGAAGAUGGUCUCGAAGUCAAAGAGCCACUCCUUUUAGCCACGGAUCAGCCAGCUUUGGAGGUCUGGGACAUAGAGAAUAGUUCAUUGGAAUCGUCUUUUGCAGAUUCUUCUAUAGUUUCAGAAUCAGACACAAGUUUGGCAGAAGGAAGUGUCAGCUGCUUAGAUGAAAGUCUUGGACAUAACAGCAACAUGGGCAGUGAUUCAGGCACCAUGGGAAGUGAUUCAGAUGAUGAGAAUGUGGCUCAAAGAGCAUCCCCCGAGCCAGAGCUGAAUCUCAGGCCUUACCAGCUGGAAGUGGCCCAGCCUGCCCUGGAGGGGAAGAACAUCAUUAUAUGCCUCCCUACAGGGAGUGGGAAAACCAGAGUGGCCGUUUACAUUGCCAAGGAUCACUUGGACAAGAAGAAAAAAGCAUCUGAACCUGGAAAAGUUAUGGUCCUCGUCAAUAAG
Molecule: messenger RNA, 1350 nt
Organism: Odocoileus virginianus texanus
Lineage: Eukaryota; Metazoa; Chordata; Mammalia; Artiodactyla; Cervidae
Source: RefSeq, a predicted model, not a curated record